AUGUUACUGCAAGCACUGCCGUUGCCAUGGGGUACGAAGGAGCUCGGCCAGCAAGACCCGUGGCAGUUCUUGAAGCCCACCGACAAGAUGAGAAUCGAGCAGCAGAACAUCCCGUUCGACGGCAAGAAGAUGUGCUGGGUGCCAUGUCCGAAGCAGGGCUACCAGGUUGCGGAAAUCAAAGAGAGAGCUGGAGACAAGAUCACGGUCGUCGUCAAGGGCGAGGAUAAGGUGCUGAAGGAGGCGCAGGUGCAGCAGAUGAAUCCACCAAAGUACGAGAAGGUGGAAGACAUGGCUCACCUGACGUACCUCAACGACGCAUCGGUGCUGCACAACCUGAGACAGCGAUACCACGCCUGGAUGAUCUACACUUACUCUGGACUCUUCUGCGUCGUGAUCAACCCCUACAAGAGGCUGCCGAUCUACAUCGAAAAGGUCGUGCAGGAAUACCGUGGCAAGCGUCGUCCGGAGAUGCCGCCACAUCUGUUCUCCAUCGCCGACAACGCCUACACGGAAAUGUUGAUGAAUCGCGAGGACCAGUCCAUGCUUAUCACAGGCGAGUCCGGAGCCGGUAAGACUGAGAACACGAAGAAAGUAAUUUCCUAUUUCGCCCUUGUGGCCGCGUCUGGCCAAAAGAAGGACAGUGACAAACAGGUGAGUCUGGAGGAUCAGAUCGUGCAGGCUAACCCCGUGCUUGAGAGCUUCGAUCUGCUGGAGAAGUCACGUGUCGUCUCCCAGGCCCCGCUCGAGCGUAGCUACCACAUCUUCUAUCAGCUGCCAUCUGGUGGCAUCGAAAAGACUAAAGGAUGA
This is a messenger RNA of Priapulus caudatus, 807 nucleotides long. Its product is annotated as myosin-4-like. Gene Ontology annotation, molecular function: actin filament binding; ATP binding; microfilament motor activity. Gene Ontology annotation, cellular component: myosin complex; actin cytoskeleton; vesicle. The record is from RefSeq and is a predicted model, not a curated record. The coding region runs from base 1 to 807 and encodes 268 amino acids. NCBI's taxonomy places the organism in Eukaryota, Metazoa, Priapulida, Priapulimorpha, Priapulimorphida, Priapulidae. The transcript is spliced from 8 exons. Gene Ontology annotation, biological process: vesicle transport along actin filament; actin filament organization.